Papaver somniferum (opium poppy) is the source of this 1704-nucleotide messenger RNA. Its product is annotated as dof zinc finger protein DOF3.7-like. Gene Ontology annotation, molecular function: DNA-binding transcription factor activity; DNA binding. The record is from RefSeq and is a predicted model, not a curated record. The transcript has a single exon. Bases 257 to 1336 code for a protein of 359 amino acids. Gene Ontology annotation, biological process: regulation of DNA-templated transcription. NCBI's taxonomy places the organism in Eukaryota, Viridiplantae, Streptophyta, Magnoliopsida, Ranunculales, Papaveraceae.
UCUAUUCUUUUACACCCAACAAACUGUCAAACAAAAACCAUCAUCCCAACUCUUAAACUUACAAAGCCAAGUCUUGUUUCCACAUUUCUACUCUCUCUCUCUGUAUACAACACAACAAAAGAAAAAAACCCUACUUUCUUCCUUUCUUUGCUUUGCUUUGAUUUGCUUUCAGUCUUCCUUUGGCUUUUCUCACUUACCUAUCUUUGCUUUCUUGAUUUUGGAUUAUUGUUGUUAGAUUAUCCAAAAAGAAGGAAAGAUGAUUCAAGAGCUAUUGGGAGGAGUUUCUGGUGUACUUGGUGGAGAAAGAAAAGUUCCCAUUAACUGUGGAAUUAGGGUUUUAGAAGGAUCACUAGCUUAUUCUCCUCAUCCUUCUAAUACUACCAACACUAAUAUUAUUACUAAUUCUGCUACUACUACUACUGCAAGUAACAAUACCGCAACUAACACAAAUACGAGUACUACCACCACUACUACAACUUCUUCAGAUCAACAAAAUUUGAGGUGCCCUAGAUGUGAUUCUGCAAAUACUAAGUUUUGUUACUACAACAACUAUAAUCUUACUCAACCUCGUCAUUUCUGUAAGACGUGCCGGCGUUACUGGACGAAAGGCGGUGCUCUUCGGAACGUCCCAAUCGGCGGUGGUUGUCGUAAAAACAAGGGUUCUAUUGUGUCAUCCAAUUCCGUAAAAACAAAUAGCAACGGGAAGAUCAGAACGGCGUCACCGGAUAUCGUUAAGUCGAGCCUUGGUUUUGGGUAUGAUCAUGAGCUAACACCUUCUUCUCAUAAUCAAAUUAUUUGGCCUUCACAACAACCACAGUCAUCUCAACUGUUGGCUUUGCUGAGAGCUAAUACCCCAAACCCUAACCCAAAUAGAAACCCUAAUUCUAUCAAGGAGGAAGGAAAUAUGAUUGGAUCGCAUAUGAUGUCGGAUUCAGCUGUAACGUCGAUGGGUUCACUAAACGGACGGUCGUUGAGUUUAGAUCCGAUGGCAAAUAGUGCUCCUUUUAGUUUGUGCAGUUCGUUCUGGAGAAACAAUAACCAACAGCAAGCACAGCAGCAGCAGCAACAGCAACAACAAGGUUUCUUGGCAGGUGAAGUUCAAAACACAGGUAUUCAAGAGCUUUAUCAAAGGCUUAGAUCUUCAGCAAAUUAUUACUCAUCCAAUAAUUCAUCAGCAUCGGUACUAAACAGCGUAGCUGCUACAGCAUCCACCAAUUCAUCGUCCAUGUUCGAACCAGCGGCUACUGUAAUUGCAGGGGGAGAAUUGAGUUACAGCUGGAAUAAUCCGUCCUUUAAUUGGUCCAACUUAUCCACAACCAAUGGUGCAUUUCCUUGAGUUAUAAAUCUCCCUCUCUCUCUCUAAUAUCUAUCUAGAUAUCUUUUAAGUUUUUAAUGGUUGUUUUUAGUUAAUGGCUAUUUGGGGUGUGGCAUAUGGAUAUGUUUUAGUGUUAGUUGUUUAGUUUUAAUGGUUAUCUUGGGUGUGGUAUAUGGAUGUCUGUAGUAUGAGUUGUCUCGUCUUUUUUUUCUUUCCGUUUUUCUUUUUUUUUUCUUGGGUUUUUGAUCUAGCUAGUUUUUUUUUUCUUUUUUGUUUAAAUGGUGUGUUAGCUUGUAAUCAAGAGGUUGUAUCAAGGACUAAUCAAUGGAAAGGAAAUAGAAAAAUGGGGAUUUGGGUAUACUUCUGAUCCAGAACUCGUUCUUGUGUGC